GUGUGGGUGGGAUUAGAGGACUGAGGCCAGGGAAGCUAGGAAGCAAGGUGUGUUAGCUUGGGAAGUGGGACUAAAAAGUCAAAGUCAGGAGUGUCAAGAAUCCCUUACCCGACUGAGCUGGGGUUGGGGUUGAGAGGUAGAGCGGCUGCACAGUGUGGAAUCGCGUGGUGGAGACCUGAGUAUGGAGGAAACGGCGGGGCUCGAAGGACCGGAAAACUUACCUAUACCGCAGGGCUCACUGAACACCCAGACCUGCUCACCUGUGAAGCAUAACAAGGAGACCGGGAAGAUAUAGAGGGAGGAGACAGUAGCUAAGGAUCCAGAACCACAAUCUGGCUAUUCAUUGUUAUUCAAAGAGACAAUCAAAGAAGAGAAACAGGAAGAAAUGGCCAAUUCACCAGGAAACAUGUCCCAGGGUCUGUUGACAUUCCGAGAUGUGGCUGUGGACUUCUCUCAAGAGGAAUGGGAAUGCCUGGACUCUGCUCAGAAGGCUUUGUACAUUGAUGUGAUGGUAGAGAAUUAUAGCAACCUGGUCUCUGUGGAGAACUACUGCAUAUGUGAUACUGUCCAUCAACCUGUGAGGACUGAAAAGGAGUCUCGUCAGUGUAAUGAGCUUGGUGAAAUGCUUCAUGAACCCUCCAACUGUGCACUUUAUAUAAGAAGUGACACUACAGAAACCUCUAAUAAUCACAGAUGCUGUGAUGAGAAGGAUGCCUCUGUUGACACAUCAAACGCAGAUAGACACAAAAGUAUGCACACUGGCGAAGACCCUUGCCAAUCUAAAGACUGUGAGAAAUCUUUCAAGUUGUAUUCCAACAUUAGGCAAGAUCAAAGACUCUACACUGCAAAGAAAGAGCACAAGCAGGAUGAACAUGAUGACCAUUUCAGCUCUCUAUAUAGUCUCAUGCAAGAAACAGUUGACAUGGAAGAAAAACCAUAUCAGUGUGGGCACUGCAGGAAAUACUUCAGUACCACCUCAAGCCUCAGUAUACAUCAGAGAAUUCAUACUGGAGAGAAACCCUACAAGGGCAAUAUUUGUGGCAAAUCCUUUAAUCAGUGGUCUAGCCUUAAAACAGAUCAAACACUUCAUAUAGGAGAGAAACCUCACAAAUGCAAAGAAGGUGGAAAGUCAUUUGUGCAGGUAUCUGCACUUAAAAGCCAUCAGAGAAGGCAUAAUGGAGAGAAGCCUUACAAAUGUAAGGAGUGUGACAGAUCCUUUGCCUACUGUGCAUCAUUAAGAUGGCAUCAGAAAAUCCAUUCUCCUGAGAUACUUUAUGAAUGCAAAGAAUGUGGUAAGUCCUGUUUUGAAUUAUCGCAUCUUAAAAGGCAUUGCAGAAUUCAUCCUGGCGAAAAGCCUUACAGAUAUGAGGUAUGUGAUACAUCUAUUGCUGUGAAUUCAACUCUUAAAACUCAUCAGAAAAUUCAUACCAGAGAGAAACCUUACAGAUAUAGAGAAUGUGACAAAUCUAUUACCAAGUGCUCAUAUCUUAGGACAUAUCAGAGAGUUCAUACUGGAAAGAGACCGAAUAGAUGUACAGAAUGUGACAAAUCUUUUACUAAGCACUCAAAUCUUAGAAAACAUCAGAAAAUUCAUACUGGAGAGAAACCUUCCAAGUGCAAAGAUUGUGACAAAUCCUUUCUCCGGAUUUCUAGUGUUAGAAUACAUCAGAAAAUUCAUGCUGGAGAGAGACGUUAUAGAUGUAAGGAAUGUAGCAGAUCUUUUACCUGGUUCUCAAAUCUUAGAGUCCAUCAGAGAGUUCAUUCUGGCGAGAGACCUUACAGAUGUAAGGAAUGUGGCAAAUCUUUUACUACGGGCUCAAAUCUUAGAGUACAUCAGAAAAUUCAUACUGGAGAGAAACCUUACAAAUGUAAAGACUGUGACAUAUCCUUUCUGUGGAUUUCAAAUCUUAGAACACAUCAGAAAAUUCAUACUGGUGAGAAACCUUACAAAUGUAAGGAAUGUAACAAAUCUUUCACAAGGUGCUCAUAUCUUAGAGACCAUCAGAAAAUUCAUACUGGAGAGAAACUUUACAAAUGCAAAGAUUGUGAUGUUUCCUUUAUGUGGAUAUCAAGUCUUAGAAGACAUCAGAAAAUUCAUACUGGAGAGAAACCUUACAAAUGUAGAGAAUGUGAGAAAUCCUUUACUCAGUGUUCAACUCUAAGAGACCAUCAGAAAAUUCAUACUGGAGAGAAACCUUAUAAAUGCAAAGACUGUGGCAUAUCCUUUUUGUGGAUUUCAAGUCUUAGAAGACAUCAGAAAAUUCAUACUGGAGAGAAACCUUACAAAUGCAAAGAUUGUGACAUAUCCUUUCUGUGGAUUUCGAAUCUUAGAACACAUCAGAAAAUUCAUACUGGAGAGAAACCUUACAAAUGUCAGGAAUGUAACAAAUCUUUUACUAGGUGCUCAUAUCUUAGAGUCCAUCAGAAAAUUCAUUCUGGAGAGAAACCAUACAAAUGUAAAGACUGUGACAUAUCCUUUAUGUGGAUUUCGAAUCUUAGAAGACAUCAGAAAAUUCAUACAGGAGGAAAACAUACCCCUGUAAAUAAUGUGACAUAACAUUUAUCUGGUAUUCUCUGCUUGCAAAUCAAAAGGAGAUAAGUGAUUGAAACAUAAAGAUAACAUAACAAGAUUGUUAAAGCCUUUAAUGAAGAGUGAAAUCUUAAAAAAUGCAUCAGAGUUUAUAUUAAAAUAAAAUUCUGC
Molecule: messenger RNA, 2701 nt
Organism: Mus pahari (shrew mouse)
Lineage: Eukaryota; Metazoa; Chordata; Mammalia; Rodentia; Muridae
Product: zinc finger protein 54-like
Exons: 5
Coding region: 386-2557 (723 amino acids)
Biological process (GO): regulation of DNA-templated transcription
Molecular function (GO): RNA polymerase II cis-regulatory region sequence-specific DNA binding; DNA-binding transcription factor activity, RNA polymerase II-specific
Source: RefSeq, a predicted model, not a curated record